GUGCGCCUGCGCUUGCACGUAGUGUUGUCGGAAAAAUGGCGGCACUACUGCUGGAGGAGUUGGAAGGUUCUGAACUAUCUAAAUUAUCAAAAACAUCUCAAAACAAACUGGAGAAGAUUUUUUCGGAUCAGCAGUAUGAAAUUGAUUCUUUGAAAGCACAACAGGAACAGUUUCGGGUUGACAGCGAGCAGCAUUUCUUUGAAAAAGUCAAACAGCUUGCUCAAUGUCAGGAAGAGUUUUUGUCCAAGAAUCAAGAACAUCUUAAACUCAAGGAGGAGUUUAAAAAACUUGGGGAGGAACUUAAAAGUAUGCAUGAGAAGAAUAGGGAAUAUGAAUCAACCCAAGAGAGAUGUUCAUCAGACCUGACUCUGCUCACCAGAGCCAAAGAAGAGCUGGAGACGGAAAAGCGAGAGCUUGUGCAAACACUGGAGAAGAGAUCCUUGGAAGUGGAGCAUUUAAAUGAUGACUUGAGGCAACUCAGUGAUAAGCUAGUGGAAGUCAACACCUCUAAGAUGGCCCUGCAGAUGAAGUUAGAUGAGCUUGAAACAACUGAAGUCAACAUUAAAUACAAGGAGAGGCGUAUGGAACAGGAGAAGGAGCUACUCCAUGGUCAAAUAUCCUGGCUGAAUAAGGAGUUGAAGGAGAAGAGUGAAGAACUGCUGUCCCUCUCCCGAGAGAAGGGAAAUGAGAUCCUGCAGUUGAAAUGCACCCUGGAGAAUAAAGAGAAUGAGUUGAACCGACUACAUGACCAAGUGGCCAGUUUGAAGGCUUCAAAUGAGAAUCAUCAGAGACAGAAUGAAGACCUGAUCAGCAAAGUAAAAGAAGUGAAGGAGCAACAAGCCACCAUGGAGGAAAAGUUCAGAACUGAGCUGAAUACCAACAUUAAGCUCUCCAAUUUAUACAAGGGAGCAGCCGCAGAUUCUGAAGCGAAAAGUGAAGAGCUGAGUCGAGCAGUGGAGGACCUACAUAAGCUGCUAAAAGAAGGUGGAGAAGCCAACAAGGCCCUUGAGGACAAGUUGCAGGAGAUGAAUGGUGCCAGAGAGAAGGAUGCUGCUGAACUAAAGGAGAGGAUCCAGGCUCUGGAGAAAGAGCUGGACAACGCCAAUGAGUUGCUGUCAAGUUCUAAGCUUAGAGGCCCUAUCAUUACAACAUCAGCGCUGACAGAGAAGCAAAUGACCACAAUGUCUCCAACAGCAGCUGCUGUAUCCAAGAUCAAACCUGACAUGAAGCUAACUGAGUUGUAUACAGCCUAUGUGGAGAGCCAGGAGCAGCUGCAGUUGGAACGACUGGAGAACAAGCGAGUCAACAAAUAUCUAGAUGAUAUAGUACAGGAAGUGGAAGCAAAAGCUCCUGUUCUCAAACGGCAAAGAGACGAGCAUGAGCGCAUGCAGAAAUCGGUGGCCAGUCUUUCUGCCAAGUUGGAGCAGGCUGUUAAGGAGGUGGACCGUCUGCAAACAGAGGCUGAUGAGGCCAACAAGCGCUCCUCUGUCUUGGAAAGGGACAGCCAGAGGUAUGAACGGCAGCUGACAGACAUGGCUCAGCAGGUACGUGUGCUGCUGAUUGAGCUGGAAGAGGCUCGUGGAAACCAUGUGAUUCUUGAGGAAGAGGGGAGCUCAGCUGAUGUCAGCAGCACAUCAGAGGUGAUCAGCCAACAUCUGGUGACGUUCCGCAGUGUGGAAGAGCUUCAGAAGCAGAACCAGUAUCUUAUAGCGGUCCUAAGAGAGCUCAGUGAUGCCCAAGAGAAGGAAGAGUUUGAGGCCACCAGCAACCAGCAUGGGGAGCUGGGGCAGAGUUUGGAGAAAGCCCAGGCUGAGCUUGAGUCCCUGAAGGAGCAGCGUAGCCAACAGAUAAAGAUGACUGAGUCCAUUGUGAGGCAGAGGGACAUGUACCGUGUGCUGCUGGCUCAGGCAACUGGAGUUAGCUUCCCUCAGCAAGGUACACCACCUGAGGAGUUGUCUCUCAUGUCCACCCCCCGACGCUCACCUGCAGUGACUCCCACCACAGGAACACCCACUGCACUCGUCUCCAUGGUGACGGAGUCUGCUGAAGCUGUAGAGGCUAAAGCAGCUUUGCGACAGUUGCAGGAGAUGUUCUCCAUCUAUAAGAGGGAGCGUGCGGAGAGUGACAAGGCACUAAUGGAGCAGAAUGAGAAGCUGCAGGAGCAGCUCUCUGACCUCCGCUCACAGAAUGCCAAAAUAACCACCCAGCUAGAAUUUGCCUCCAAGAGGUAUGAGAUGCUACAGGACAAUGUUGAGGGCUACAGGAAAGAGAUUGCCUCCCUGAGAGAGAAGGAACAGAAGAUGGCUGCUGCUGUGCAGAAGCAUGAGCAGACCAUCCACACUUUGAACGAGGAUCUGAAAGCUUCCAAAGAGAAACUCGCCAUGGCUGAGGGUCUUGCUGAGAACCUGCGUAAUGAGAGAGAUAUGCUGAAGCUGGUGGAGUCCAGGCUGAAUCAGGAGAAAGAAGCAAUGCAGAGCCAACAACAGAGUCAAAGCCUGCUGAUGACCAACCUUCAGGCUAUUCAGGCCACUCUUGAGCGCUCAGAGACUGAUACACGUCAGCGUCUCAACAGCCAACUGGAGAAGCAGGAAAGGGAGAUCUUUCAGCUGCAGAAGAGGCUGGAGAAUGAGGUGGAACAGCGCCACCUGCUUAGCAGAAACCAAGAAAUCCAGCUGAUGGAUGCAAAGAGGCAGCUCGAGACACAGGUGGCUUUGCACCAACAGACCAAGGAGCUACUGAAUGCUGCUGAGUUGGAGCUGAACACCCUCAGGCUUCAGCAAGGCAGCGAUACACAUCAUAGCUUGAGUUUGGCCUCCACACCCAUCAUCAGAGGCCUGCAGGCUUCAGAUCAAGACAGAGAGGAGCUACAGGGCCGCUUGCGGCUGGCUGAAAGCCGGGCUGAGGAGUUGACAGAAAGCCUCAGGGUAGCCACCUCCAGCAUGGAGCAGUACAGAGCCAUGGCUCAGAGCCUGGAGGAGUCCCUGGAUAAAGAGAAACAGGUAACAGAGCAGGCACGCUCAUCUAUUGAAGCCUGUAUGAAGGAUGCUGAGGAGCGUCACCGCAGACUGGAGGAGAAGCUUCUGCAAACAGAGCAAGAGAAACAAGACUUAGAGGAGCAAAAGAGGAUAGCCCUGGAAUCUCUGGAGGAGCAGAUUAACAAUCUAAGGAGAAAUUUAAGCAAUGCCCAGGCAGAUAACCAGGCAGCAUUGCAGCGAGUUGCUGCUGCAGAAGCCCAGCAGCAGCAGGCUCUACAAGAUAGCCAGGAGAAGGCUAAGCUGGCAGCAGAAGCGCAAGAUAAGUAUGAGCGAGAGAUGAUGUUGCACGCAGCGGACAUAAAGGUCCUGCAGGAAGCUAAGGCUCAGGCCCAGCAGGCCAUCGAACUCAGACACCAGCUGGAAGAGGGAGCCCAGAGGAUCACUGCUGAGCUGCUAGAGGCCAGGGUCUCCUGGGAGGAGCAGGAAAAGAUUCUCAAGGAGGAGGUGUCCAAGAUGGAGAGUCGCUGUGAGGAGUUACAGAGGCAGAACUCCCUCCUGCAUGAGCAGAUACAGACAUUGAGCAGCAAGAUGGCUGACAGUUUUCAGCGUGCUGCCAGUGAGAGUACAAUGAACAUCUCUCUAACUGAAGAGGGCAAAUCUCAAGAACAACUCCUUGAAAUUCUCAGUUUUGUGCGUCGGGAGAAGGAGCUUGCAGAAUCACGUUUUGAGAUUGCCCAAGGGGAAAGUUUGCGUUACCGUCUCAGGGUGGAGCACCUGGAACGAGAGCUGAAGGAGGUGCAGGAUGGCUUGAGUGCCACGAGGGAGAGGAUGCAGGUGACAGCGAAGACCCUGGCUCAGCACGAUGAUCUGAUGAAGAAGACGGAAACAAUGAGUAUCCUGAUGGAGACCAACAAGAUGCUGAGGGAGGAGAAGGACAAGAUGGAGCAAGAACUGCAGCAAACCCAAGCUAAGGUGCAAAAUCUGCAGUCAGACAUCAUGCCACUGCAGCAGGCGAACUCUGAGCUGAGUGAAAAAAGUGGCAUGCUGCAGGCAGAGAAGAGAAUCCUGGAAGAGGAGGUCAAGCGCUGGAAGGUUCGGGCGCAGAAUUUGGUGAGUCAGCAGAAAGAUUCUGAUCCAGAAGAGUACAAACGUCUACAUUCUGAGAAGGAGGCACAUCUAAAACGCAUCCAGCAGCUCACUGAGGAGAAUGCCAGGAUUAAAGCAGAGGUCGUAAGGACCAAUAACCUAACAACAUCCAUGCAAAGUCAGAUUCAGAGCUUGCGUGACAAUGUGAGUAAGAUGACUGAUGAGAGGAAAACGCUGAGGAGUGAACUGGAUGCCAAUAGCCAGGAACUCCAAGAGAAGGCGCGAACCAUCACCCAGGUUAAGAGGAUCGGACGGCGCUAUAAGACUCAGUAUGAAGAACUCAAAGUGGAACAUGACAAGAUGGUAGCUGAGGCUGCAGCAGGUCCAUCCCAGGAAGAGGAGACUCAUCAAGCUUCAGUUCAGGAACUCCAGAGUCUCAGAGAUUCUCUGAGCCAGGCUGAAACCAGGACCAGAGAGCUGGAAGGACAGCUGGAAAGCAUAAAUAAGGUGGUUACAGAGCGUGACACUGAGCUGCGUAAUGCUCAGGAGCAGUCAUCCAUGAUGCAGACAGAGCUGACCAGGCUGCAGCAGGAGCUGCAGGAUAAAGCUUCCCAGGAGGAAACGCGGAGGAAGCAGAUGUCCGACAAGGAUGAUAAGACCAGGAAAGCCCUUGUUUUGGCCAGACAGAAGAUUAGCCAUGUUUUAGCUACCAACGACCAGCUACAGAGGGAAAAUGUGGAGCUGAGGCAGCAGCGGGAGGAGCUGGAGGUGCGUGUGAGCGCUCUCAAGUCUCAGUAUGAGGGCCGCCUGAGCCGGCAGGAGAGAGAACUGAGAGAUCUGCGAGGUCAACAGGAGAGACAAGAGCAGAGAGAUGAGCCACCUGAGGCAGGACCUAGCAAGACCCAGGAACAGCAGAGGACCACAGAACAAAGACAGAUCAGUCUGAAGACAACUCCAGCUGCAGAUAGGGGCAGUGCCAGCACCUCUGAGCCUCCAACUGCCAACAUUAAGCCAACGCCUGUAGUCGCUACAGCUAGCAAGCCCACUCCAAGAGCAAGCAUCAGGCCCAUGAUCACACCAGCUCCUGUACCCACUCCAACACCCACUGCUACGGUCAUGCCCACCACACAGGUGGAGACCCAGGAAGCCAUGCAGUCUACUGAAGGCCUACCAGUGGAGCACGUGACUGUGUAUGGCAGUGCCAGUGGCUCUGUGCGUUCUGCCAGCCCCAAUGUCCAGACCACCUUAGCUAGCCCCAUGCUUACUGCUCAGCAGACCCAGACCCAGACACAGGCCACAGCAUUUGUUCAGCCAACACAGCAGCAGAGCAUGACCCAUACAGAGCCAGCCAAUCAGGAGCCACCAGCUCUGGUCAUUGAGGCAACACCUAGCUCACAGGUGGAAUGGCCUUCAACGUCCUCUGCCUCCGCUGUGUUUGGCACUGUUUCAGCAACACCAGGAACCUCCUCGAUAUCCAAGAGGCCUCGGGAGGAGGAUGAAAGCACCACCAUGGUCACUGACACCGAGACUGCCCAGGAGGACACCUCCAGGACUCCUAUACCCAAGAAACUCCGCAUCGUCCAGCGAGUGGGGCCAGAGGAGGAAGAGCUGGUUGACGACAGUGCUGAGGCUGAGGGUGUGGGGCCUAUAGACAGUCAUGACAGUGUAGAAGAAACCCAGACAGAGGACUUACCAACACUGGAGGAAGAAGAGACUGCAGCAACCCAGUCCAUAACGAUGGACCAGGAAGUGAACCUCACCCAAAGUGACACCUAUGACCAGCUGUCCCAGGAAGUGAUUGUCAUAAUAACAGACUCAGAGACUGAUGAGGACCAGGAAGAGGAGGUAGAGGAGGAAGAAGAGCAGGACUAUGAUGAAGAAGAAGAGGAAGAUGAAGAGGAGGAAGAGGAAGAUGAAAAUGAUGAGGAUGAAGAUGAAGGAGCGAUGGGGGAGGAAGGAGAGGACAGUAAUGAGGGGAGCGGGGAUGGCAAUGAGGCUUACGAAGGAGAAGACACAGAGGGAGCUGAUGCAACAGACCCGGGCACCGAGACAGAGGAGAGUUUGGGGGCGUCUGACUCCACCCAGCGGCCAGCAGAUUCCCAGACGCCCAGCUUCGAGGGCAGUACAAUGGAGGCCUUCUCUGCCGAACAACCUAUCACAAGCUCUGGUACACGUAUGCCCCAGUCGCCACGGAGACCGACACAUCAGUUGCCUCCCUACCUGAACAUCCACCCUGCUACAACAUCCGAGCUGGCACCACCUGCUCAGGUUCAGUGUAUCCCCGUUCGGCGCCAGUCAGUGGGCAGAGUUCCUCAGCUUGCUCCUGGGGUGCUGGGCAGUUCUCAGCAGCAGCAGCACGUCUUUGAAGAUGAUGACAGGAUGGUUCCCAGCACUCCCACUCUGGUGGUGCCGCACCGCUCCGAUGGUUUUGACCAGGCCAUCCAUUCUCCCCAGGUGGCUGGUGUGCCUCGCUUCCGGUUUGGUGCUUCAGAGGACAUGCCACAGACUGCCUCCACCUCCACCUCACUUUCUGACCUGGUCCAGCUUGCAUCACAAGGAGAGCAAUUCCUGUCUUCAGGUCUUGGGAUGUAUGAAAGCCCCCCGUUUUUAGCAACUCAUGAAGAGGAGUCUGGUGGACGCAGUGUUCCCACCACACCACUGCAAGUUACAGCACCAGUAAUGGUCUUCUCAGAGGUGGCUCAGUCGGACACAACAGAGCCCGCCACCCACUCUGUUCCUAUGGUGAGCACAUCAACACCAAGCCUGGUUGUGCCAGGAUCAGUCAGUUCUGGAGAGGAGAGAGAUGAUGUCUUCCUGGAGCCAGACACUGAGAGAUCAGUCGCUUUUUUGUGGCCACGUUUUACAGGCCCAGUGCUGAAAUGUCAGUGGAUCCAGUGGUGUCCCAGGGAGAUGUGGAUGAGCCAAGCCAGGCAUCUGACAAAGCCAGCUUCCCCUCCACCAGCCAGGAGCCUUCCUCCAGUUCUGCAGAUACAAGCAGUGCUCCACCUAAGUCCUCCAGACCUGGACCCAGCAGACAGCUGCAGCGCUGGCCAGAGAGCCGCGGUGGACGCAUGAAGAGAGGAGCAGGUCAAGCAUUUCCUUCUCGAGGUGUACACGGGAGACGAUUCGCCAGGUGAAGCACUGAGCAGGAAUCUUGAAAGCCGUGACUAGACAGUGUUUACAUUCUGUUGUCUUGUUCUCAAACCAAAUUUUUUGCUUUUUGUUUUAAUAACCUUGGAAACCACCUUGUGUAAUCAGUCUGUGCUGAAGCAUUGUGUUUUAUGAAGAAUGUAAUAAACUUUAAAACUCUAGGAAA
Molecule: messenger RNA, 7377 nt
Organism: Monopterus albus (swamp eel)
Lineage: Eukaryota; Metazoa; Chordata; Actinopteri; Synbranchiformes; Synbranchidae
Gene: tprb
Product: translocated promoter region b, nuclear basket protein
Exons: 51
Coding region: 36-7136 (2366 amino acids)
Biological process (GO): regulation of mitotic spindle assembly; mRNA export from nucleus; protein import into nucleus
Cellular component (GO): nuclear pore
Molecular function (GO): structural constituent of nuclear pore
Source: RefSeq, a predicted model, not a curated record